Molecule: messenger RNA, 12942 nt
Organism: Eufriesea mexicana
Lineage: Eukaryota; Metazoa; Arthropoda; Insecta; Hymenoptera; Apidae
Product: dystrophin, isoforms A/C/F/G/H
Exons: 54
Coding region: 42-12440 (4132 amino acids)
Biological process (GO): synaptic signaling
Cellular component (GO): plasma membrane
Molecular function (GO): protein binding; zinc ion binding
Source: RefSeq, a predicted model, not a curated record
GUUUACAAACAUUUUUGUGAUGUGCCUCAACGAUAUUUAAGAUGCAAUCGAGAAAAAUUCGUUGGAUUGUUCAAAUUCAGGAAGAUCCAUGGCAAGGUGAGAACGUCGAGGAGCAAAUUUCUUGCAUUAAAGAUGAGCGGGAAGACGUACAAAAGAAAACGUUUGCAAAAUGGAUAAAUUCGCAGUUGCUCAAGAAUCAUCAUGAACCGAUUUCCGAUUUGUUCGUGGACUUACGAGAUGGCAAUCGGCUACUGUCCCUGUUGGAGGUUCUCACGUCGAAAGUCUAUAAAAGAGAACGAGGUCGAAUGAGAGUUCAUCAUCUGAAUAACGUCAACAAAGCUUUGCAAAUUCUUGAACAGAAUAACGUGAAACUCGUAAAUAUUAGCAGUAACGAUAUAGUUGACGGGAAUCCUAAGCUAACACUCGGAUUAGUAUGGAGUAUUAUCCUACACUGGCAGGUUCAUUAUCAUCUGAAGGAUUUGAUGACGGAAUUGCAACAGACAAAUCUGGAAAAAACUCUAUUAGCAUGGUGUCGACAGAAUUCACAGAAUUACCCUGGAGUUGACAUAAAAAAUUUCACGACAUCUUGGUCAGAUGGUCUUGCAUUCAAUGCGAUUCUUCAUAAAUGGAAACCACAUUUAUUCGAUUUCAAUAAUAUAGCGCGUAAACAUCCGAAUGCUAGAUUAGAUCACGCAUUUCGUAUUGCUCAUGUACAAUUAGGCAUCGAACGAUUGUUGGAUCCAGAAGAUGUGAAUACGUCGGUGCCGGAUAAGAAAUCAAUUAUGAUGUAUGUUAUGUGCCUUUUCCAAUCGUUACCUCAUUCCGGAGACGAUAUAGGCGAGUUAGAUCUAUCGGUAGCGAGUGACGGUAGCCCGGUUACGACACCUGGAGCAGAGAACACGUUAUCCUUCACAAAUUUUGGAACACCGACGUCGCGACCGAUGAGUCUUGCAACGAACGUGUCUGUAGAACUUGGUGGUUACCAAGUUGCUCUCGAGGAAGUGUUAACCUGGCUUCUAGAGGCGGAGGAUAAAUUAAAUCAUGCACCGGAACCUGGGUCUAGUUUAGAGAUACUGAAACAACAAUUUCACGAACACGAAACAUUUUUGGUGGAAUUGUCUGGUCAUCAAGAUGGAGUUGGUGCUGUGUUGGAGGAGGGUGCAAGAUUAUUAGCGGAAGGCGGAUUACACAAGGACGAGGAACACGAAGUCCGUGUUCAAAUGUCAUUGCUAAAUUCUCGGUGGGAAGGACUUCGAAUGCGUGCAAUGGAAAGACAAACUAAAAUUCACGAGGUUCUCAUGCAAAUGCAGCAAGGCCAGUUAGAUGCAUUGCGACAGUGGUUAACGAGGACCGAAGAUAGGAUUUCGUUAAUGGCUGCUAUUGAAUUGAACCAAUCUGCUUUAGAUGAUCAACUGAAACAAUUAAAUGAACUGGAACAAGAUAUCGGGGCGCAGCAAGGAGUUGUCGAUGGUAUGAGAAAUAUGGUAGUUGUCGUGGAUGAAGAAAACUCCGAAGCGGUUUAUGCGCAAAUGGAAGAUCAAUUGUCAGCCCUUGGAGAACGAUGGACUCAUAUUUGUCAAUGGAAAGAAGAAAGGAGGCAACGUUUGCAAACUCUUUCCUUGCUUUGGCAAAGUGUGAACGAUGAUUAUAAAAGAUUAAUGUCAUGGUUGAAUGAAACUGAAAUUACGUUAAAACAAAUGGAAGCAAAUCCAGCAUCUGAGAUUGGCGAAGUUCUUGAAAGAAUUAAAAAAUUACAAAUUUUGAAAAUGGACAUGGAUGCUAAUCAGCGAAAGUUAAUAUCUUUGCAAAAAUCAAUCCAAGAAUUGGAAGGACAAAGUACUUCGCCAGACUGUAUUAAUAUAUUAGAGAAGAUCGAAAAUUUGCAGGAUCGAUGGGAUGCGGUAGGACAGAUAAUGGAAGUGCAAACUCAAAGGAUAACAAAUACGGGAUUUGAAUUUGAUCUAAAAACUGAAAGGGAAACAACGAUGAUAACGGGCAAUGAAUGGAUGUCUGAAACAGUAACGAGUAUCGCUUACAAAGAAGAAAUUACUGCAACUGUCACGUGUUGUCGUGUAGAUAGUACAACUAGGCAUGAAUUUGAAUCUGCCUUACACAAUCUGUAUAAAUGGCUCGAUUAUGUUGACUUAGAAAUUGGUCGAUCCGAAGGGGUAUUUGAUGAAUUGAGCAUCGAAGAAAAGAAAGUCGUUUACAAUGAUACAACAGCUGAUAUAAAGGCACACACAGAUGAUUACAACAAAGUUUUGGAGUUAGGAAAACAGCUUCUCGAGGAACUAAGAGAUGCUAAUGAGUCGUUUGAAUCAGAGGAAACAAAAAUUCAAGAUAUACAGAAUUGUUGGAUGGCAACAAACAAUCGGCUCGAAGAAAUAAAAUGUCGUAUAGAAUAUCUAGAAGAAGUGAAAAAAUUUCGAACCGAAUUGGCUAGUUUAAAUUUAAUGUUGGAUAGCUAUUCUAAAUGGUUUGAUUCAAACAAAGAAAACAGUCAAGUGGAACCAUUUCGGGUAAAAUUGAAGUCAAUGAAAUCUCACGAAGAACGUAUAAAAAAAUUGUUAGAAAAAGUCAAAGAAUUGUCAGAAAAUCAAAUUGGUAUUAAUGAAACUGUUAAUUUACAUACAGAUAUACAAACGUUUGUUUGUAGCUGGGAGAAAUUAUAUAAAAUAUUAUCUGAAAAAUUAGCUGAAAUAAAUGAUGCGGUAGACAAAACACCACCAAAGAAAUAUACAGAUGCAGUUGCUAAUCUCACUUCUUUUAUUAAUAAUGUAGAAAGUAUGUUAUUGUCAGAGCAUAUAGUGAUGUCAGAUGAUAAAACAAUGACAGAACAAUUGCAAAAGUUCAGUGAUCUGCAAAAUUCUUUGAGAGAACAUCAAGAUAUUUUUAAUUAUGUGAACAGUGUUGGACACGAGUUAAUAAUGAAGACCAGUGGGGAGUCUCAGGGGCAAAGACUUAAAGAUGCAUUACAAGAUCUUAUCACCAAAUGGAGUGAUAUACCUAUAAUACUUGAGGAACGUCAACAAAACUUGUUGAAAGAUAUACAGUCCUUAAAGAUAUUUAAUAAUGAACUUUCGGAGCUUGAAAACUGGCUCGAAAAGUCGAGUCAGUAUCUAGAAGAACUAUCAAAAGAUAAUGCAUCAAAUGAUAUUGAAACAAUGGAACGUAAAUUGAAGCAGAUCCAAUCUUUCUGCGAGGAUAUAAAUCAAACGAAACCGAGAAUAGAAAAACUACAAACAUCUACAAAUAGAUUACUUGAAAAUUCUGAACCAAAAUUUGCGAAUGUGUUAAAUAACAAGUUGGAAAUUGUAUCGCAUGAAUGGAAUGCUAUUGUUGAUGGUGCUAAUAGUUUAAAUGAUAAGUAUGAAGAUACAUUGAAAAAGAAUGAUGAAAUUAUAAAUGGUAUAGAAGAUUUUACAAAGUGGUUAGCAAUCUUAGAAAAAGAAAUACCAGUUGAAACCAAAAUAACGUCUUCAGUUGAAUUGUUUCAAGUUCGUGGUCGGUAUCAGUCAUUAAAAGAAAAGAUAGAUAAACGAGUAGAGGAAUUUAGAAACCUUAACGAAAUGGGUAAUGAUAAGUUGUUAAGCUCCGAAGGAUCUUCGGUACAGGAACUUGGUAGACGAUUUACAUUUUUAAAUGCACGAUGGACAGAUGUUACAGACCGUAUUUAUGAACGUUAUAGACAUUUACAAAAUGCUAGCCACGAAUAUGGCGAAUUUCGGGCUUUAGUUGCACAAGAAAGUGACUGGUUGGAUAAGUUAGAUAAAAGAUUGAAGAGGUCAACAGAAAGUGCUGCAGAUGCUGAAGAAAUAUCAGAAGAACUUGAUGAUUUGGAAAAUUAUAUACGAAAUCAUCCAGAAUUAAGACUUGAAAAGAUACAAGAAAUUGGUAAACAAUUGAUUGAAAGUAAUAUCAUGACUCAAUCUAUUCAAGCAGAUGUAGAGAGCUUGACAAGUCGUUGGAAAAGCUUAAAUAAUCAGGCAGGCCAGCGAGCAAAGCUGCUGGAGGGAUCAGUGAAGCAAGCACAACAAUCAGAAGGACGUAUUCUUGCUCUUCAACACUCCUUAACGCAAAUAGAUUCUGUACUAACUGCACGUCUUGACUGCGACCUUACCGCUGAUGAUCUGCCUCAUGAUUAUCAGAAAUUAAUGGAAGAAAUGGAGCAUCAACGUUCAACACUUCAAGAAAUGGCAUUGCAAAUUGAAUCAUAUAAAGCUUCUGGAAAACAAGAAGCUGCAUUGAGAUUACAAGAGCAGCUAAUCCUUAUCGAACAAAAAUUUUCUGAGGUGCAAAGGAAAUUCCAACGUUUCCGAUGUCCAACGAAUUUAGAACCAAGAUUAUCCAGAGCUUUACGAGAACUUAGGGGGAUAGAAGAAGCAACUUGUUUAUUAGAAUUAUCAUCAGAAGAUCCAGAAGCUAUUGAAGGUCAACUUAAACAUUGUCUGCGCUUUUAUCAAACAUUAAGUGAAAUUAAAAGUGAGAUAGAAAAUAUUAUAGUAACUGGUAGAAAAUUAGUUGAAGAAAAAAGUGUCACUGAACCAGAGAAAUUUUCACGACGAAUUGAUAUGCUAAAGGAAUUGUAUAAUAAGUUGGGUUCACAUAUAACUGAAUCAAAAGUUUGCUUGGAAACAGCAUUGGAUUUAUCACGUGAUAUGUAUAAAAAUAUGUCUUAUAUUAAUAUGUCCAUAGACAGUAUUAACAAGGAAUUAGAUACACAGAAAAAUAUGCCUGAUCUUCCAGUUAAUGCAAUAUAUGUACGAGAAACUUUGACAGAAGUAAUACCACGGUUAAACGUUGUGAAAGAUAAAUUAUUAAAUUCUCAGGAAGAUUUUUCCAAACUUUGUGAUCCUAUGUAUUUAGAACAACUUAAGGAAAAAUUAUCAGAUGUUGUUACUAGAUUAGCAAAUACUGAAAAAAGAUUAAGACUAUGUAGUGCCACAGAGGAAGAACCUAACGUUGACGAAAUAAAAGCUUGGCUUUUACAAGUUGAAGAAAAACUGAAUAAAUUAGACGGUGUUCCGGUCGAUCAGCUGACGGAAAAUCAUUUUGAGCAAUGCAAAGCUGUUCAAAGUGAAAUGAUCGAAGCAAAACCAAAAGUCAAUCAACUACAACGUUAUACCUAUUAUCCAAAGGUUUCAGAUGUCUGCAAGAAGUGGGAGGAUAUAUCCAAUAGAAUACAAGAAUGGAUCCACAAAAUCACAGACAGUUUAUUAAUAAAAAGUAAGGUGGGAGAAACUAAGGGGAGAGACAAUUAUGGACGCACUAAAUUGUCUAGACAGCCGGAUCAAACUUCGGUGCAGCUAGCUAAAAAAGAAACUAAAUUAAUAGAUGAAAAUGAGGAGGUAUAUGGCAUAGGAUAUCUUAAUCCUGCGUUUGAUGAGAGUCAGUGUAAUGUUAUACAUACACCUGAAAGUUCACCAGUUGAUAUUGUUCACCGAAAUCGGAAGUCUUCCGUAAAAUCUGAGAAAGUAAAAGCUAAAAUCGUAGAUGUUAGUAGAACUGUUAGACGAAAAUUAGAUAUGAGUUCUGUACCCGAUGUUGUUCAAACUUCUCAACCACAAGUCGUUCAUAUUGAUGACGAUCUACCUUCUUCAUCACCUGAUACAGAUGUGUAUAUGGCCGAUGAAGAAUUCUUUCUAUCCAAAAAUAGCAAAUUAUUUUCUCAAGUUUCUUCUAAUACACUGGUUACAACAGAAUCAAAACCGUUCAAUGUAUAUAAUACACAGAUGAACCCCUUCCAUAUUGUAGAAGUGAAAGAAAUGGAAAUAGUAAAAUCAGUUGCAUCUCCCGAAGAUCACGUAAUAUUACCAAGUGCGAAUGUCAGUGUAGGAUUAAUGCCACAAGUUGUUGAAAGAGUAGAAAUUAUCGAAGAUACAGAGACAGAACCAGAAUCAGUAGAUACUGAUACCGAAGAUAAAGAAACUAGGGUAAAAAUUUGUAGUGCAAUUAGUGGAAAUCAAACAGUUAAUAAAAAAAGAGAACUUAUUCCUAUCUUAAAGAAGAAAAGGCCAAUAGAUCCAUAUUCUGCAAAAAGCGUAAAAAAGUUAACUCUUAAAUUAGAUGUUGAGGGUGUUUCAAAGGACAAUCAAAUUUCAAAUAACAAAUCAUUAAAAAGUCCACAAUUUUCAUGUAAAGUAAAUAGAUUUGAAAAAACUUCCAUGUGGAAAGAUAAGGAUAGCAUAGCUGAAUAUCUUAUACUUGAAGAUAAUGAAAUGAAUACUAAGUUAAGUUCAUCAGGAAUCAGUCCUACAAAGAGCAGGAAAGAGCACAUUAAUGAUAGAGAGUCGACAUCUGGAAAAGAUACAGAUUUUUCAAAGUUACGUAGCACUGAGAAUCAUAAUAUUGAUUGUGACAAGAAUACAAAAUUAUUGUUAUUUAAACGUACCAGAAGUAUUUCAAAAGAUGAUACAUUAGAGGAUUGUGAAAGCUUCUAUGGAAGCGAUAAAGAAACAGAUGAUGUUUUGAUUUUUUCUGAUGACACAGAAAUUGAUGUUGGAAGUUCCAGUUCAGAUGGAGAAGAUUCAAAUUUAGGAGAGCAUGUUGAGCACCUCUUGGGCAAGAUACAGGCUGAAAAGUUGUGUCAAGAAAUACAACAUAGAGCAGAGGUAAAGGUUUCUGGUGAUAAAAGACUUUUUAAAGUUUCAACUAGUUUAUCUAGAACAGGCUUGGAAAAAAAUAUUUUGGAAUUUGAACAAGCUGCACAAAGGAUGUUACAUAGAAUGGAUGUUAUGUUGAUGAGCAUCAGUGGAAUCACUAAUGAAAAAGAUCCAACUAAGCGACUGGAGGUACUAAAAGGAGAAGUUAGUACUCUUGCUCCAGAUGCAGCAGCUUUGAUUAGCAAAGGUGAUGGUCUAGUCAUGACAGUGCACACUUCUGAUCCUGUUAGAGCCGAAAAAAUAAAAAAUGAACAUCAGGAUAAAUUAAGAAGUAAAUGGCAUCAAGUUAUGUCUGAAAUAGAAACAAGACGCACACAAGCACAACGAGGAGAAGAAAUGUUACGGCAAUAUAAUAUUAUAGUAGCGGAAUUUGAAGAUUGGUUUCGAGAUGUGCCAUUAAAACUGGAACAAGUAAAUAAUUAUGAAGGCCAGUUAGAAUCGUUUACUAUAGAAUUUGAUGCUAAACAAGAACAGAUUAAAAAGUUAAAUGAUUUGGCUGUUGAGUUAAAAAGAUUAAAUAUCGGAUAUUCUGAAACUAUACGAUAUAGCAUCAAUAGUAGGUGGCAAGAAGUUAGUUCACAAUUCAAAAGAUUCAGUGGUAGUAAGGAUAAGGAUAAACACGUGACCGAUAAAAAAGUUGAAAUGGAUGUAGGGGGUGUUGAUAUGCAAGAAUUUACUGCAAGGGUUAAUAAGAUCAGAGAAGCUGUCGUGACUGUGACAAGGUCUUUAAAUUCCGUGCCUCUGAAUGGCGAUGAUUAUGAAAUGUUUUCGAGUCAGGAGGAAUGUUUAAAAAAGAUUAGUAAUGCGUUAAAUAUCCUAAAACCGAGUAUCGAAGAGAUCAAUUCCGUUUUCGAAAACGUUGCUUCGCAAUUACGAAGAGAACAAGCCGAACAAAUUAGACGUUUAAGUGAUAAAUUACGAGACGAAUGGAUAAAUGUCAACCAGAGUUAUGUAGAAAGAUAUAAUCGUUGGAAUAAAUGUUACGAAAAGUGGAAAGAUCUUUGCAAUACGUGUCGAACAUUUUCCGACUGGCUGGAUAAAACGGAAGAAUCAUUGAAAAAAUUAAAUUGCCUUGGUCAAUCUAAAACAUUAAAAACAAAGACAUUUGAAUUGGAACAAGAGAUUUCUAGGAUGCAAAGAACUAUGAACAAUGUUAAUGUUUCAAGUGCUAGUAUUUUAAGUCGCGCCAAACCUGAAGAUAUGAUGGAAUUAAGAGAUAUUGUUGAAAUGAUAAAGAGGCGUUGGCAAAAUAUCGUAACUGAUUUAAAUACACGAAAAGAAAAGAAUUUUGCUAUGGAAAAAAAAGUGAACAAUGAAGGCAGGAUUUUAGAAAGUGCUCAUAACAUUUUGGAGCAAAUUAAUUCCUUAUUGGUAUCAGCAGCAAAUCCUUCAGAUGAGACAUCCUUAUCAAUCAGAUUGUCAUUAAUUAAAGCCAGGCAAGAAGAACUUUUUUCUCGUAAAAGGACACUACAGAAUUUAAUAAAUCAGAACAGUGUGGUACCACAAGGAGAAGAUGAAUAUAAUAAAUUACUUGCAGAUAUGGAUAAGGCUAAUGCGAGCCUUUCUAGUCACCGCGAAUACGUAGAGAAUAAACUUGCAUCUCUUAAAAAAUACAUUUGUACUUUGGAUGCUGUUAUGGCGUGGGUCAUGGAAACUCGAACGAGAAUAAAUAUAUCCCGAGAAUUACCUCAACAAGAGCGAACUGAAGUUAUUAACAAUGUUAUGACUAAAGUCGAAGAUCGAGAAAUGGAAGUAAAGGAUGUUCUAGAAAAUUAUACCAAUUUGGAGAAAGAAUGCGAAUCUGCAAAACAGCCUAUUUCUGUAGAAUUACAAGAAAAAUUGAAAAAGUUACGGGAAGAUUGGCAAUUUGUGAAGAACAAUGGAGAAUCACAGAACCAUGAGCUUAAAACUACAGUGGUCGUUGGAAUCGCGACGCAAGGAACUGAAGUCGACAAAACUGCAGGAGCUGCACCGGGGGCAUCGGGUGCAACUGCAGGGGGCCCUCGGGGGUUGACACCUUCCCCUGCCCCCUCGACACCCUCGACCCCCGUUACUACCAGUAGUCCCUCGGUCUACACCUCCUCGCCGUCGUCCUCACCCUCGCCUUCUUCCUCGCCCUCUGCCCUCGUAGCUGGCUUCGACAAAUCGGUGCUACAGAUACGCGAUUGGCUGUCAGUGGAGGAAGAGAUGCUACGAAAACAAGCGGUGGUCGUCGGCGAUGUCGGCGAAAUUAUGGAGGCGCUUGAUAAACAAAUGGAUGUCCUGCGAGAGCUGGGGCAGAAAAAGCCGCAGCUGGACGAGCUGGUGCACACCGCGGAAGCGCUUCGCGCGGACACGAAUAGGCAGCAAGUGCACGGUAAAGUUACGAAGCUGAGGGAGCACUGGGACGAGAUGAACUCGAAAAUGAUGCAGAGGAAGACGGAGUUGGACGCGAUGCUCGGGGACAGCCAGCGAUACGAGGCGAAGAGGAACGAGGUGGAGGUCUGGUUGGCGCGAAUGGAAACUCGGCUGGAGAAAAUGCGGGCCGUCGGACACACCGCCGAUGUUCUCGAGGCACAGCUCAGGGAACAAAAGUCGUUCCACGCGGAGCUCCACCAGUACAAGCACCAGAUCGAGCAGUUCAAUCAGCUCACUCAGAAGUUGAUCGCCGUUUAUCAAGAGGACGACACGACCCGCGUGAAAAAGAUGACAGAGACCAUCAAUCAGAGAUACAACAACUUGAACUCCAGUAUCAUCAAUCGAGGAAAACUGCUUCACUCCGCGAUGAACUCCCUCCACAACUUCGACCGGUCCCUGGACAAGUUCUUGGCUUGGUUGAGCGAAGCUGAGUCCUCGAUGGAAGGAUUGGAAGCGGAGGCCGAUCGACUAGGCGGACGACGAGACCAGGGUGCGCUCAGACGACCGCAACAUCAGCUUAAGGACCUGCAAUCGGAAAUCGAAACACACCGAGACGUAUACGCGUCCCUGAACGGCACAGGCCGGAAGCUGUUGAGCUCUCUAGCCAGCCAGGAUGACGCUGUUAUGCUGCAACGACGACUGGACGAGAUGAACCAGCGAUGGCAUCACUUGAAAGCGAAGAGCAUGGCGAUAAGAAAUCGAUUGGAGAGCAAUACGGAACACUGGAACGCUCUUCUGUUGUCUCUGCGCGAGCUGAUCGAGUGGGUGAUCAGGAAAGACACGGAACUCACCGGCUUGGGCCCCGUCUGCGGAGAUGUAGCCGCCUUGCAGAAGCAAGAAGACGACCAUCGCGGCUUCAGGAGACAGCUCGAGGACAAACGGCCGAUCGUGGAGAACAACCUGCUCAGCGGACGACAGUACAUCGCCAACGAGCCACCGCUGUCUGACACGUCGGAUUCCGAAGCCGGAAGAGAAUUGGAUGGUGAUUCGAGGGGCUACAGAAGCGCGGAGGAGCAGGCACGCGAAUUGACGCGCAGCAUUCGCCGGGAAGUGAACAAACUUUCGGAGCAGUGGAACGCCCUAAUCGAACGUAGCGAUGCGUGGAAGCGGAAACUCGACGACACCGCUAACAAAAUAUGCGUGUUCCAAAAGACGCUGGAGGAUCUUUCGUCGCGGAUGGCCGGCGCCGAGGCGAUCCAGAGCGGCUGGCAGAAUGCGAGCGACGCGAACGAGGCAACGGAAUUGCUGAAGCAAUUGGAGAAAUUCGGCGAACGACUCUUGCCGAUCCAGAGGAGCAUCGAGUACGCGAACGAUCAAGCGAGCGUCUUCGCCUCGAGCAGCGUCAUCGUUUCUCAUGCUUUGCUGGCGAAACUCGAAGAUCUCAACACCAGGUGGAAGGUGCUGCAAGUGGCGGUUGACGAGCGUUACAAGUUGCUAAGCGGAUUUGGAAAGGAUGGCAGCACUCCGGGUAGCCAGGCUUUCCUCGCGAGCAGCGUGGAACCACCAUGGGAGAGAGCCCUCACACCCGCCAAAGUGCCUUACUAUAUCAACCAUCAGUCGGAGACCACCCAUUGGGAUCAUCCGAAGAUGAUAGAGCUGAUGUCCUCGCUGGCGGACCUGAACGAAGUACGAUUUUCGGCGUACAGGACCGCGAUGAAGCUGCGCACCGUGCAAAAGCGAUUGUGCCUGGACAUGUUGAGUCUUUCCACCGCAUUAGAGCAGUUCGAUUCGCACGGACUCCGAGCGCAAAACGACAAACUAAUCGACAUUCCCGACAUGGUGACAGUCCUGACGUCCCUGUACGAAGUGAUAACGGCGGAUAAUCCGACGCAAGUGUCCGUGCCGUUGUGCAUCGAUUUGGCCAUCAACUGGCUCCUCAACGUGUACGAUAGUCAACGAACCGGCCAGAUUCGCGUUCUCUCCUUCAAAGUUGGUCUGGUCCUGUUGUGCAAGGGACAUUUGGAAGAGAAAUAUCGAUAUCUGUUCCGGCUGAUCGCUGAUCCAAACAGACUGGUGGAUCAACGAAAGCUCGGUUUAUUGUUGCACGACUGCAUCCAAGUGCCAAGGCAGCUGGGAGAAGUGGCGGCAUUCGGAGGAUCGAACAUCGAGCCGAGUGUUCGCAGCUGCUUCGAGAAAGCUGGGAAAGACAAAAAUGAGAUAGAAGCGGUGCACUUUUUGAGCUGGCUGCAACAAGAGCCGCAGAGCAUGGUCUGGUUGCCUGUGCUUCAUAGACUCUCCGCCGCGGAGAGCGCAAAGCAUCAAGCCAAAUGUAACAUAUGCAAGGAAUAUCCUAUCACUGGAUUCAGGUAUCGUUGUUUGAAAUGCUUCAAUUUCGACAUGUGCCAGAACUGCUUCUUCUCGGGCCGAAAGGCAAAGAACCACAAAUUGACGCAUCCGAUGCAGGAAUAUUGCACAGCGACCACAUCUGGCGAGGACGUGCGCGACUUCACGAGAGCGCUUCGGAACAAAUUCAAGUCGAAGAGAUACUUCAAAAAGCAUCCGAGAGUCGGUUAUCUGCCGGUGCAGACUGUUCUGGAGGGAGACGCGCUCGAAAGCCCAGCGCCCUCGCCGCAACAUAGCUCCCUUAGCCAGGACAUGCACUCUCGAUUGGAAAUGUACGCGUCCCGGCUGGCGGAAGUCGAGUUAUCGCGUACAAGAAGCAACUCAACGCCGGACAGUGACGACGAGCAUCAGCUGAUUGCCCAUUAUUGUCAGAGCUUGAACGGCGGUGACAAUGUGAACGUGCCCAGGAGCCCUGUGCAGAUGAUGGCCGCUAUCGACGCUGAACAGAGAGAGGAACUCGAAGCGAUGAUACGCGAGCUGGAGGAGGAGAACGCAACACUCCAAGCGGAAUACGAACGGUUACGCUCGAAACAGACUCCGGGCUCAACGCCGGAAGACGGUCACGGUAACCGACAGCCUGACUGUGACAUGAUCGCUGAGGCGAAAUUAUUGAGACAGCAUAAGGGUAGAUUAGAGGCGCGCAUGCAGAUACUCGAGGAUCAUAAUCGUCAGCUGGAAGCGCAACUACAGAGACUCAGACAACUUUUGGACGAACCAAAUGCUUCCUCGCCAUCAAAAACGGGCACACUACAAACGCGAAGCGUGACUGCAUCUCAAUUGGCAACAGAUUCACCUGCUAAAAUGAACGGACAUUAUCACGAUUCUCCAGGUGGUGGAGGCUCGAACGAAGGAAGAGUGAGCAGUUUAGAGAGGCCACCACCGCCACCGCAUUCUCACAGCGUUGCCCACAACGUAGGCAAUCUCUUGCACAUGGCAGGAGACUUAGGGAAAGUAGUCGGUGAACUGGUGACAGUGAUGACCAGCGAGGACUCGUCGAAAACGAACGGACAGAGGGCACCACCGCCGGCUUUCAAAUAACGACUAUUACCGCGACUCUGUUCGGGGAUAUUGUCUUACGUCUCAACGAUAUCGAUGGACACGUGACGAUAUGAAAAGAAACGAUACCGAUUCGAUCGAUCACGCACAUAUACAUAAUACACGCACGCGAGAUCCACGAACUUUUAAACGUUUUAAAUCAAUGACCAAUAAGAAGCCUGGCUCUAAACGCAUAUCAAGGAAAAAGAAUAUCGCGCAAAAAUGCAGGGUCAGGGCAGUCGCCAUAGUGGUUUUGGGUAUUUUAUAAGUUUUGAUAUACACCGUUGUAUAGCUAAAUUAUAUUGACUAAGACGAUUAUGGUUUGGCUUUGGCGGCUCCCUGAGGGUACAUAUUGAGGGUACUUUGCUACAUAUUGACACGUCAUAUCAUUGAAAAAGAAUAAUCGUACCAGGAGAUGAAAGGGGGAAAACAAUGGAAGGAAACGAAUCAAUUGUUAAAUGCUUGCUAGUUAAAGAAAAAAAAAAAAAAAAAAAAAAAAAAAAAA